This is a messenger RNA of Helicoverpa armigera (cotton bollworm), 2952 nucleotides long. Its product is annotated as E3 ubiquitin-protein transferase MAEA. The coding region runs from base 246 to 1424 and encodes 392 amino acids. Gene Ontology annotation, molecular function: ubiquitin protein ligase activity; protein binding. Gene Ontology annotation, biological process: proteasome-mediated ubiquitin-dependent protein catabolic process. The record is from RefSeq and is a predicted model, not a curated record. Gene Ontology annotation, cellular component: cytoplasm; nucleus; GID complex. The transcript has 10 exons. NCBI's taxonomy places the organism in Eukaryota, Metazoa, Arthropoda, Insecta, Lepidoptera, Noctuidae.
UAAGCACUUUCAAUCAUUCAAAACAAUUCUGUACUGAACGUACUGUACAAAACAUUUUUCAUCUCGCUCAUUUUCAUAGGCAAAGAAAAAGACAAAAGAAUGUUGCUUGCAUUUUGUACGAACUCAUGAAAAGACGUCGUGUACGCCACAAAAAGGUCUUCAGAAGUAUUCGUGUGCCUACUAUAACAGUGUGAACGUGUAUUUCAGGAUAUAAUACAAGUUUACCUCAUCGAUCGAACAUAAAUAUGAACGAAUUGAAGUCUCUAGAACACGCUACGUUGAAGGUACCGUAUGAGGUGUUCAACAAACGCUACCGCAAUGCCCAGCGAGUGCUAGACGUGGAAGCCCGUCAAGUGGGCAGCGGGGCUGGUGAGCUUGACACCGCUACCAGGAAGCAGCCAGUCACUACUGGAGAGAUCGAUACACUUCUUGGUGGCAUGGUGGAGAAGCUAACAACGAUGAAACGCAAGGCUUCUGAAGCUAUCACGGAGGAGGUGCAAGCCGCUUACGUGUGUAAGAAGAGGCUGGAGCACCUGAAGGAGCAGGCCGCAGCCCUGGCUGAGCCCAGCACGCCCCAAGUUAAGACCACACUGAACCAGUGGCGCAAGGUCCGUCUAGACCGCAUGCUGGUGGACUACUUCCUCAGGAACGGCUACUAUGAGUCUGCCAACAAACUGGCAGAUGCUAGGGGGCUAAGGGACCUCACUAAUGUUGACAUAUACGGCGCGGCGGCUGAAGUGGAGGCGGAGCUAGUAUCGCGUCGCACGGCGCGGUGCCUGCAGUGGUGCGCAGACAACAAGUCCAAGCUCAGGAAGCUCAACUCCAACAUGGAGUUCAAGAUACGGAUACAGGAGUUCAUAGAGCUGGUUCGCGAAGACAAGCGCCUGGAAGCAGUACGCUACGCCAAGAAACACUUCUCCACGUACGAGGAAGAUCAGCUCAAAGACAUACAGCACUGUAUGGGCAUGCUCGCCUUCCCUAAAGAUACAGAGGUAGAACCAUACCGCUCGCUCCUGCAGACGGGUCGCUGGACGGGGCUGGUGGAACAGUUCCGCUGGGAGCACGCGCGGCUGCUGCACCCCGCCAAGCUGCCCGCCCUGCCCGUAGCUCUGCAGCUCGGCCUGGCAGCACUGCAUACUCCUCAAUGUGGAGCUGCUAGGGUACCAGCAUGCCCCGCCUGCCAGCCGCCACUGUGCACGCUGGCACGAACCCUGCCCCACGCGCACGUGUCGCACUCGCGGCUGCUGUGUCGCAUAUCCAGGGCUCCGCUCAAUGAACACAACCAGCCCAUGGUGCUGCCUAAUGGACAGGUUUAUGGAGAAAAGGCUCUAAAAGAAAUGAUGAAGGAACACGGCUCCAUCAUCUGCCCGAAAACCAAGGAGGUAUUCUGUAUGAAACGCGUCGAGAAAGUCUACGUCAUGUAAAAACCUAUUUACUAUAUAAUGUAUAUACUAUACUGCAUCCGCUAUAUUAUGUACAUGCUAGCAUUUACGCGACGAUUAGUAUGUCUAAUGUCUUAACUAUAAAAAAUAAAAAUUAUAUGGAAAAUCUUGUGUUUGGGCGUAGCUAAAGAAAUAUUGGUAUAAAAACUUCCAAAAUGUGUCCGUUUUUAGAUUUGAGGUAAAAAAUAUGGUGAUUUGUAAUCAUGGGGCAGCUUCUAUUUCAAAUAUCAAGUGCAAGAAAUACUGAUUUCAUGAUUGUUAGUUUCAUUUGGUUUUAAUAAAUUAAAGAACAUUGAAAAGUAACCUAGCUACGCCGCUUAUAUUUAAACCUUAGUAUUAUUUUUUGUGUUUAUUUGAAAAGUAAAAAAAUAUUAUAUUGUAUAUUUUAAAAAUGCAGGAUGUUUUAACCUUUUGAACGCCAAUGUCGGCUAUAGCCGACAUGAGCAAGCGUGCCCUGUGCGCCAACGACGGCUAUACUCGACAAAAAACAGGUCGCAGAAAAAUACAAAAUAAACCUAUUAAAUCAUUACUUUUAUGUAUUUUUUAGUAGAUAUUUAAUGAAGAUUUUCGGGCUUGGCGUACAGGGCAUAGGAAUACCGAUAUGGCGUGGCGGUGAAAAGGUUAAUAAGCAAUAUCGAACUUCAAGCAAAAGACAUAUUAUAGUGAAAUGUGAUUAUAAAACUUAUGAGCAAAAUUAAAUAGACAAAUAUAGGUUAUUUUUCAAACAAAACAUUCUGUAUUUUCAAGAAGUCUAUGGAAUCUCGAAAUAUCUUUAUCUAUGCGUGCAGUAAUUAAAUUGGAGUAUUUAUAACUUUUUAGAUAGGGAUGGUCCAUAAACUUCAAAAUGUGUUCUUAUAUUCAGAAUUUAAUAUAUCUCGAGAUGAAGGAUAGUCUGUAUCUAAUAUUAAUGUGUGUCGAUAGAUUCGUAGUUAAACGGUAAGUUUUGAACUUCUGAACGGAGUUAACUAUAUUAUAACACACAUUAAAAUAAAAUAUGUAUAUAUUUUUGUGCCAUUUUAGUAUAUUUAUUUGGCACACUUCAUCUCAAUAAGACAGAACUUAAAAUCUUAACAAAGACAGUCAAACUUGCUUUUCGCUUAGCACGAAAAUAAACAAAUCUGUCUAUUUAACUGAACCCUUGUGCACGUUAGAUCACUACUGUAAUUUGAAACGCUAUCAAUAAAAAUAUUAAAAAAAAGAUUCUGUAAAAGGUUUGUAUGUAAUGAAUCAAGAAUCACUGAACUGAUUUUAGAAACUCAUUGCUCGAGAGCUAUAUUAUCCCUGAACAGGGCUAUAUUUUAUAAAAAAUACGAGCAAUAUUGUGUGCAGAACUAUGAAACUACAGUAAUAUGUUUUAUUGUGAUUAUUUACUUGUAAUUCGUGUAAAACAUUAAAUACCUACCGCGGACUGUGUCAUCACGAGUUUGUUUAAUGUAGAAAAUAAAUAAAUAAGCUCAUUGUAUCAUUAUUGUAAAUUGUUACAUUGGGAAAUAAAUGCAAAUCAAAAUAA